Sardina pilchardus (European sardine) is the source of this 894-nucleotide messenger RNA. Its product is annotated as gametocyte-specific factor 1-like. Bases 106 to 645 code for a protein of 179 amino acids. The transcript has 7 exons. The record is from RefSeq and is a predicted model, not a curated record. NCBI's taxonomy places the organism in Eukaryota, Metazoa, Chordata, Actinopteri, Clupeiformes, Clupeidae.
CUUAACACCUAUAUAGUUAUUAAUUCUGCUUAAUUUUGAAUUGCAUAAAAAGCAACCAAUCAAGAGAACUCCGAGCAACACAAUCAGUUCGAACUAGCACGCAAAAUGACAACUGUGCGAUAUGGGACAAGCUGCGGGCCUUACAAAAGGAUUACCUUCAGAGAAGCAAACCCGCACUGGGAAGAGGAUGCUGGCGGUCUAGUGCUAGACGACGCAGACCAAGACAAACCUGUGCAGUGCCCCUUCGAUGCGAACCACGUGAUUCGCACCUGUCGGUUUGCAUAUCACAUUCAGAAAUGUGAAAAGAAUAAUCCAGAGUUGGCUGCGGAGAUGAUGACUUGCCCCUAUAAUGCACAACAUCGAAUGCUGAGAUAUGAGAUGGACCAGCAUGUAAAAAAAUGUAUAAACAGACAAAGGAUAACGGAGGCGUUUGAAGUGAAGGUUCUACCGAAAUUUCAAGUCCCCGUCAACACAUUUUCUGCACCCAAUAGUGAGGAAGACUGGGAGACAGAGUCUGACAACACUGCCAACACAUUCAUUUGGGGAGUGCCCACUCUCAACUUGGCACCUCAGAAUGGGUAUGCAGGGCCCGUGGUGACCCCUACUAGGACAGGUCUCCCAUCAACCCUUCCUUGGAAAAUGUGAACCUGUCAACUCAACAAUUUUAAUAUCGACAAGCAGACCUACUAUUACCGAAUGCAUGUGCACAGGGACUGUUCAUACACACUAAAACAAAUCACUCCUAAACUUUUUUCCACGUUGUAGGUCAUUCUGAAAGAGGGCACUUUUGCUGUAAGGUGGUAGCCUAAAUUGUCUGCACAUUUUAGAUUCUUUUUAGACAAGAUUUUUAGAGAAUUAACUUAACUGUUUUUUAAAUAAACAAUUUUUAAACAA